AAAUUUUACUUGGUUGAUGCGGGCUAUGCUUUGAGGCCUGGAUUUAUCACGCCGUACCGAAACACAAGAUAUCAUUUAAAAGAGUAUUCUCAUUGUCCUCCGGGGAACUCAAAGGAGUUAUUCAAUUUACGACAUGCAUCAUUGCGUAAUGCAAUUGAGAGUGCUUUUGGUGUCCUGAAAAAGAUAUUUUCCAUUAUCACUAGUGGUUCAGAAGCUCAUCAUGAUGUCAACACACGUUCUGAAAUUGUGCUUGCUUGUUGUAUUUUGCAUAACUUUCUUUUGAUGUAUGAUCCUGAUGAAGAUAUUCUUCGUGAGGUUGAUAAAGAAUUGAUGGAAAAUAAUGUUGAAGAAGAAGAUAGUGGAUCUGAAAAUAGAGAGGCAGAUGCUAAGACCGCAGAAAAAAUUAGAGAAUAUAGCAUUCCAGAUGUGGAGUCACUAUGUUUGAGAUGCUAG
Molecule: messenger RNA, 453 nt
Organism: Linum tenue
Lineage: Eukaryota; Viridiplantae; Streptophyta; Magnoliopsida; Malpighiales; Linaceae
Source: the annotation of a GenBank genome assembly